Aspergillus nidulans FGSC A4 is the source of this 792-nucleotide messenger RNA. RefSeq lists its product as uncharacterized. NCBI's taxonomy places the organism in Eukaryota, Fungi, Ascomycota, Eurotiomycetes, Eurotiales, Aspergillaceae. The transcript has 3 exons. The record is from RefSeq and is a predicted model, not a curated record. The coding region runs from base 1 to 792 and encodes 263 amino acids.
AUGGAUGCAGAUGAUCCAUGUGGGCCAACUCCCAUGGAACCGGAUUAUGUCCUCGACCCGCGCGGCGAAGUCAUUCUCGUCGUCCAGAGACCGAACGCCCCGUUCGCUAUAUGGAACCAGUUCCUUCCUCCUCCAACACCUCCUGAUGCCCAACAACCUUUGGCGAUGAUGGGAACGAGAGGGAUGAAUAUCAGAGACGCUACUGGGCUGGCAUCAACAUUGGAAGCUGAGGAUGGGCUUGAUAAUGACGACGACGACGAAAACGAUGAUGAUACAAACAUAGCAUACCCUAAUGGAUCAGCAUUCGUGCACGACGGCGAGGAACUCGAAAUCGAAACAAGCGUCGACGGUGCUGACGGGUCAGAAUCUACAAGCGAUGCUGAGUAUGUAGAUGAAAUGAGCGCCGAAGAUUUUACUGAGCCAGCGCUCAACCAUGGCGCGGAGGAAGACGAUUCCAGGACUUGCAUCCUAAUCCCUAACCAGCCAGGAUCGCCAGACCACGACAAAGAGGCCGAUUCGCACGUCCAGAUCCAGGUCUCUGCCAGGCACCUCGCGCUCGGCUCGCCAGUCUUUGACAGAAUGCUCCACGGCAGUUGGAAAGAAGGCCGGGAAUUCAAAGAAAAGGGCUCCAUCGUUCUGGUCGUUGACAACUGGGAUGUCGAUGCGUUUCUAGUGGUCCUUAACAUCUUGCAUUCCCAGCUGCUGAAACUGCCUCGGAAGUGUGCGGUUCUUUGGCAGCUUAUGGGUCCGAUGCCUUCCAAAAAAGCCUCCGGCGUCGCCUUUUCGUUUUAG